AUGGCCGCGCCUGAAAGGGACGUGCCACACAUCGAUCCCAAGGAGUCGUUGGCGGCCUUCAUGAAAGGCAUGGCAGUGGCAGACCCGGAGGUUCUUCGAGGGACCGCUGCACAUCAGGCUCUCAGCCGCUUCGGGCAAGGCUUCCGCAGGAGGGGCCUCUUUGGCAAGAGUUGGCCGGUGACAAAGAUCGGGCAGUUCUGGUCCCACAGCUGGAGGGAGAGACGUUGGAAGAAGACUCUGACUCUGAUGAUAGUCUUCAACGGUCCUGCUGCACUCGUUGCGGCGCACCUCGCGGCCAUUCUCACGAUGCUGCUUUUGGGUGCUGGAGUCCUUCCGCCUGUAGGCCAUCCGCUCUUCGACGGUCGCCCACUGCAUUUCUAUUGCCAAUCCACCGGAUUCGUAGCUGUCGUGCUGACCGUUCUGCUGUGGCGGCCAGGGCGCACCAUCUUUUUGGAUCGCAUAUGCAUUCACCAAGAAGACCCUAAAAUGAAAGGCAAAGCCAUCACCAGCAUGGGAGGCUUCCUGAAACAUUCUGAAGAGUUGCUGAUCCUUUUUGACGAGACCUACACACAACGUUUGUGGUGUGUCAUUGAGUUGGCUGCAUUUCUGAAGAGCCGAGAGGGAGCUGCAGCCAGGGCAAACAGUGUACAAAUCCGUCCCACCUAUUUGGGGCCAGCUGCCCUGGCGAUUUUCAUGAUGCAAGUGUUGUUCCUUUUCGCGAAUGCCAUGCUCCCCACGCUUGACGUGCCACCGGUGGCACUGAUCUUGGCCCUGGCUCCUCAGCUCACACUCCUCUAUUUGGCCGUUGAUCUGAUGCGUCGCGUCCAUCGCGAAAAACAUGCGGCCCAAACCCGUUUGAAGACAUUCCGGCUGCAGGAUGCCCAGUGCUACUGCUGCACCGUGAACCACACCAACCCUAAGACUGGAAAGCGCAUCAAUUGUGACCGGGACGUGUUGACCGGGCUGGUUCAAAGCUGGUUUGGUUCGGUUGAAGCCUUCGAGAGCCAAGUGCGGGGAGACGUUCUGCAGCUCUUCUCUCGGCAGCUUGGAGUGCAUAUGUUCUCCUAUCGCUUCCUGCUGGUGAUGAAUAGUGGGAUACUUUUCUGGCCCAUGGACUGCUUGGCUUGGAGCGCUGCGCUGCAUGGCGAGAUUCCAGGAUUUUCACAGUUUUGGAUCAUGUUCCUUCCCCUAGUUUGGAUCCUAGCAGCCGGACCGCUCGUGGUUGUGUGGGCCGAGUUUGUCACACGGCUUCUGCAGAAGCAGCAGCAGAACCUUUGGUGCUAUCGAGCGGUGAACGUUGCAGGCGUCCUGCUCUUGAUGCUGGGCUUUGCUGUCCUCUUUGUCUUCACCGACCUCCCAAAGAAAGCCACACCCUUUGCCAGCUCAAGGUCUUGGCUGGAAUUCCAGACCUACAAGUUCCUCUUCGACUUAGGCAUUCUGUCGGCCGUUGCCAUUGUAGCGUGGAAUGUGCAGACUUGCCUUGCCCGGAUCAAUCGAGUCCGACAGGCAUAA
Molecule: messenger RNA, 1512 nt
Organism: Effrenium voratum
Lineage: Eukaryota; Dinophyceae; Suessiales; Symbiodiniaceae
Source: the annotation of a GenBank genome assembly